AGAAAGGCAGGAGCUGGAAGGUAAGACAAUUGAAGCGAGGGAAGGCACGUUCCCAGUCAAAUAAACAUGAGGGAAUGAGGGAAACCAACGACUGAUGGCGAAUUGGAACUUUCUGGCCCUCGCAUAGCUCCACGUUUUUGGCAGGAGAUGAACUUCUCGCGAGCUUCUCACGGUCAACUCCAAGUUUGGUACAACCCUGCUUGCAGCAUCCUGCAACUUGGUACGUACGUAAGAGGGGUCACGCCGGAUCUAAGCUCGGCCUCCCGGUUCACGAGCUGGGUAGACCCAGUUGGCUUGACCGAACUUGAUCAUUAUCGUUCCUUCUCUAACCGGGGAUGGACGCAUUCGAAGGAGAGAAGCAAAGCUCGCCGGGUUCAACCUACUACUCGAGCUUCAUUCCAGUUGAAGGGCGCACACAAAGAGGUUUCAGCCGUCCCGGACACGCAUGAGGGAGGCAUCCAUUUCUUGCUGCGUGUCUCUUGCACAACUCGUGCUCUCACCGACGCAGAUGCUCAUGAUGCCCUGCUGUAUCGCCUCCAUAUUCCAGAAAAAUUUGGUGGUUGAAGCUUCAUAUCCCGCCAAUUUCCCCGGAAUAGCCCCGAUUCUAGCGCCGCGAUUCGUCAGUUCCCCGGAUUUACGGUGACGUCAGGGAGGCUUGGUGCGGAGUUCGCGGGUGCAUUGCAGGGGCAAUGCGGGGCCAUUUUCAACUUUCCCACCCGGGUAUUUUUGCGAAGCAAAAGUUGGGAUGAACUCGGCAUUCC
This is a messenger RNA of Parathielavia appendiculata, 761 nucleotides long. RefSeq lists its product as uncharacterized. Lineage: Eukaryota; Fungi; Ascomycota; Sordariomycetes; Sordariales; Chaetomiaceae. The transcript has 2 exons. Bases 148 to 564 code for a protein of 138 amino acids. The record is from RefSeq and is a predicted model, not a curated record.